Molecule: messenger RNA, 1977 nt
Organism: Pelobates fuscus (common spadefoot toad)
Lineage: Eukaryota; Metazoa; Chordata; Amphibia; Anura; Pelobatidae
Gene: OSR1
Product: odd-skipped related transcription factor 1
Exons: 3
Coding region: 280-1062 (260 amino acids)
Biological process (GO): regulation of transcription by RNA polymerase II; embryo development; urogenital system development
Cellular component (GO): nucleus
Molecular function (GO): RNA polymerase II transcription regulatory region sequence-specific DNA binding; DNA-binding transcription factor activity, RNA polymerase II-specific
Source: RefSeq, a predicted model, not a curated record
ACACUUCUUGGAGUCACAGCAACUACAGCUCUUGGAGAAUGAAUCUGUGGGUGACCUGAGAGACUGGGAUUGAACAGCAAGUCCUGAGCAGCACUCACAGCAGAUGAUCAGAGCAUGCCUGGCUGCAUGACCCAAUCCCUGGACACAAAUACAUACACAGGAAACUCUAUGUGUGUUUAGCCCAUCCACUAAAAACAUCCCCAACCCUCUGAGGUCUCUGGAUAACCUACCUGAGCAAGAGUGGACUCAAGAGAACCUUUAAAAAGUGAAGGUCCCACCAUGGCCAGCAAGACUCUUCCUGCCCCUGUCCCAAUCCACCCCUCUCUGCAGCUCACAAAUUAUUCAUUUCUUCAAGCAUUCAAUGGGCUCCCUAUGCCAGCAGACCACAUCCCAAAUCUCUAUGGGUUCAGUGCCCUCCACGCUGUGCACCUUCACCAAUGGACACUGGGAUACCCCACUAUUCACCUGCCCAGGUCAUCCUUCUCUAAAGUGCCAGGAGUCUCCAACUUGAUAGACACCAGAUUCCAGCUCCCAGCUGCCUUCCCUCUCUUGCCCCAUGUGGUCCACCCCAAACACAGUUCCUCAGGCCAGCCUCUUAAAACAAAACCCAGGUUUGACUUUGCCAACCUUGCUGUGGCUGCCACACAGGAAGACCACUGCAAAAUCACCCAAGUGGAUGUUCAAGGGUCACCUUCAGCCAUGGGGGCACUUCUGGAUGUCACCAAACUUGCUCCAGAGAAGAAACCCACAAGGGGACGAUUGCCUUCUAAAACCAAGAAGGAAUUUGUCUGUAAAUUCUGUGGCAGACACUUUACCAAGUCUUACAAUCUUUUGAUCCACGAGAGAACUCACACAGAUGAAAGGCCAUACACAUGUGACAUAUGUCACAAAGCAUUCAGAAGACAAGACCAUCUGAGGGACCACAGGUACAUUCAUUCCAAAGAGAAACCUUUCAAAUGUCAGGAGUGUGGGAAGGGAUUUUGUCAGUCAAGGACAUUAGCUGUCCAUAAGACUCUUCACAGCCAGGCAAAAGAGCUCAAACCUUCAAAAAUCAAAUGCUGAAAUCCACUGCAGGAAAAGAUCCGGAUAUAUAAAACUAUUUAAAUCAUUUUUUUUUACACAGAAAUAGUAAAAAGACUGUAUUCUAACAGAAGAAUGUUCCCAGGACCAGGGAGACUUUGGAUAUACCUUGCUUUCAUUGGAACACCAUCUAAUCCGGAUUUUUAGAAAAUACAGAUCGAGUGUUGGCUCUGCUAAACUUUUCACCGAUAGGUGGCGCUCUCAUGCUUUUGGGAAAUCACUGCUUUCAAAGUGAUAUAUACAUACAUAUGGAUAUAUGAAUAUAUAUAUUUAUAUGUGUGUGUGUGUGUAUAUAUAAUAUUAUAUAUGUCUCUGUUCUGUCUUUAAUAUUGAAGAAAUAUGACAUUCACCCUUGUGGACUGAAACAAAACAAAUAAAUUAAACUGUUAUCAACAGACUGAUUUUUUUUUAUUAUUAUUAUUUUUUUUUAUUAUUUUUUUUAUUAUUAUUUUAUUCUGGUCGCUUUAGUGAGGUGUGCACUGUCAAUAUUUUUUCUUAAUGUCACAGUUUUGUUGUAAUACACAUAUAAGGCAUGCAUUGACUACACGGCAGCCAUGUGAGCUGACACUCUUACGGGGUGACACUCUUACGGGGUGAUCUUGGCUGGCUAGGCGUCGUGGGAGUGAUUGCCUGUCGGCCCUGCGUUUGUGCUAUCCAGGCUUCUUGUCCUACAAAACACUGAGCAGAUAGAUUGUAUGUCACAGAUAUUCAUACUGUCAAUGUCAGUAUGAACAAGUCACAAGUAGUUGCAAAUUUUUGUUGUAGAAUUAUAUUAUUUGCCUUUAAUUCAAUGAAUUUCCAUUCACAGUGUGUAAAAAUGCUGUUUUGCAUGUUUUCUUAUAACGAGACUCGUUUAUUUUUGUUUUUACACCUUUCAACAACAAAAAAAAAGUUGAA